Messenger RNA from Lingula anatina, 2821 nucleotides. RefSeq names its product ras-related protein Rab-43. Lineage: Eukaryota; Metazoa; Brachiopoda; Lingulata; Lingulida; Lingulidae. The record is from RefSeq and is a predicted model, not a curated record. Gene Ontology annotation, molecular function: GTP binding; GTPase activity.
ACUGGCUCAUCUUGACUAAUUCCAAUAUGUCUGAAGUGGCUUCGUAAGCUGACGUCCCAUUAAUUGUUUUUACAUUGAUCUACCCGAGAAGAGGACAAGUACUGAAACACAUUCCACAUGUCACACCAAAGUGGAACAGACGCAGAUGAGGUUUAUGACUAUCUCUUUAAGAUUGUGCUGAUAGGAGAUGCAGGGGUCGGGAAGACGUGUGUGGUCCAAAGAUUUAAGUCGGGGACGUAUACAGAGAAACACGGAAGCACAAUUGGGGUGGAUUUCACCAUGAAAACACUGAUGUUAGACGGGAAAAAGAUAAAGCUCCAGGUUUGGGACACUGCGGGCCAGGAGCGCUUCCGGACAAUAACCCAGAGUUAUUACAGGAGUGCCAAUGGCGUCGUGGUGGCAUAUGAUAUUACGAAGAAGGAAAGUUUUAACAAUGUGUCCCGCUGGUUGGAAGAUGUCAGGAAGUAUGCAGGGGGCAGUAUAGUCAAAAUAUUGAUAGGGAACAAAAGUGACCUUGAAAUGCACAGGGAAAUUCGAUUUGCCAAAGCAAAGGAAUUUGCCAGCAAUAAUGAAAUAAUUGAUGUUGUAGAAACAAGUGCCAAGGAUAAUUCAAAUAUUGAUGAUGUUUUUCUCAAAAUUGCCAAGGAGCUAAAGAAACAACAUGGAGGGGAUGUAACGAUGCAGGACACCCACACAAUUCAAGACUUGAACUCCUCCAGGAGAGUUGGGGGCUGGAGCUGCUGCGGGAGCUGAACAAACCCCGUCGUUACAUCUGUCCAGACACAGUCCAACUUGAAAAAGAUAACAAUAAGUGAGAUCAAUACGGCAUCAUUGGAUCACACGGGAAAUCCCAGCCUGCUUCAGGCAUGAAAAUCAAUCAUUUUGUGAUAUGGAUUGGUAAAGUUGUCUGAUGACACAUUUUAGACUUAUUUUACGAUUUAAGUUGGACCUUGUCUGAACAGGCCCGCUAACUGCAAUCAAUAAGGCAGCACCCCUCUACUGUGAGUGUGGAAUAUCUGGCAUAUUAUCCCCUCCACUCUCAGCUGGUUGUUAUUGCUGUGAAUAACAGGGACAUGUUCAUAAUAAUAAUAAUGUGGGACGAUGUGUUUGUCAUAUGGAAAUGUGUGUUUUUUAUCAGUGGGCGUAUUUAAAGGAGCAUUCAUAUACAGGUGUAGAUAAAAACAGGUUGUUGUUCAAAAACCCAUUACCAGACACCAGGUUGAUUUAUCAGUGUUGGACUAAUGGUCUGAAAGUGUCGUGUGCUCAAAAUAAGUCAAAGAUAACUGGUUGUGGUGAAGGUUUCUUUACUUGGUGUCUGGGACAUGAAUUUCAGAUUUUUCAGUGACGUCACAUGGACCUAAACCUUUUUCACCCAAACUCUGUGCUCUAAUGCACCUUUAGGAAUUCCGAUGUGUUCAUGGGCAAAGGAAGUAAUCAAGACAUUUAUUUUAAGGAAACCCAGUUCUUUCUUUUAUAUUCAUUUAACUAUAUAUUUUGACAAAAAUGUGUUCUAUGUAGGUGGUCCUGACAUGGACCAACAUAUUAAUGGCAUAAUUUGGUGAAGUAACUCGUUACUGUUCCUCUGACAACUGGUGUAGGCGAUAGCUGCAAACAAGAAGAUUACAAACAUUUUAAAAAUCAUGACUGUUUUUAAUUGGACAUAAUAAUUUUUCCACAAACUGAGACAAUUCGUGGGUAUUUUAUGCAAGAGUACAGUACUUCUAAAAUAUCUUUUUCUCUAUUAUCUUAGUCUUAGCUUACCUCAUGUUUUUUUAUCUUGUAUCUACAUUGACUUUUUAUGUAAAGUAUGCAAUAUAUGAUAUCAUUUAGUCUUUGAUAACAGAGGACAUGCAUUCAUGAUUUCACUGUUUAUACAUGCACAUUAUACAUGAAACUAAAAUUUCACGUAUAUCAAUCCAACUCUGCGGAGAUUCUCCCUAAAUGCUAACAGUCUAAAACAGAUUAACACGCCUCCUCUUGUUUCCAGUGUACUAGAAUAAUCACCAGCUUUUCAGUAUUCCACUCAAUGCCAGGAGGGGGUAUGUUAAUUUGUUGUUCAAUUUGUUAAACUGGUUACAUUCAGUGAGAGUACCUGCUGAGUUGGAUUAAACUAUGUAGAUCAAUAGUUUCACUGGGAGCAUGCCCUGUGUUAAGAUUGGAGUCUUGUAUUUUGACCCGUCUGUGGUCUAUGGGGUGUUAAAACUUACGUGGGGGAAUAAUGGAUCACAGCCAUGUUAAGACAAGGAACUAUUUUGGACUGGAAAUUAAUUCAAAUCACCAGCAUAUAAUAAUGUGGAGAGGGUGGUGGUGUUAUAUUAUCAGGUGAUAAGAUGACGUGUUCCUUUUUUUUUUUAAUAAUAGUCCUAGCACCUGUUUCACAAAAUAGCUUAAGUAAAAUGUUGGUCUUAGCAAAGACCAUUAAGAAUUUUAGCCAACUAAAUUCCAUUUUGUUAAGAACCUAAAGGUCUACUUCCCUUUUUUAUGUAAUGACUGUAACUAAACCCUUAUGAAAAGUUGUAAUUGUACUGACAAUGAUUUUUCCCUGUCAGAGAUAGCAGCAGCCCAUUAAGGCACAUUAAACACACAUAAGAAAAGUUGACUUCAUAUAUUCGGCUAUAUAAAUUUUUAUUUUGUUCCAAGUAGCUAAUCAGUCCAAACUUAACCUCAAAACUUUCUUUUUGUGAAACGGGCUGACCUAGUGUGAUAAAAUUAUACUGAGGGUGAAUCUGCUCCCAUAGUCAUAUUUAUACCUGUAGAAAAUGUAGCUCAUGCAUGGGAAUGGAUUUUAUUUGCUUGUUUUGAUUAAAUUUGAAUAUGUUAA